Molecule: messenger RNA, 2385 nt
Organism: Meloidogyne enterolobii
Lineage: Eukaryota; Metazoa; Nematoda; Chromadorea; Rhabditida; Meloidogynidae
Source: the annotation of a GenBank genome assembly
UUUUUAAAAAUGGGUAGUGGCAUUUGGCCACAAACCCAUUCCAUCCUUAAACAAUUUAUUUUCCUUUUUAUUUGGAUAAUUCCGAUAUUUAUUGCUAGAGUUAUUAUUAGCAAUAAUUCUGAAAGUAUUGAUAAUGUUAAAGAAAAUUUUCCUUCAAAUUUGGAAAAAAAUGUAACUUUGAAAAAUGAUGGGAAUGAUCAGGAGAAAGUUGAAAUUGUUAAUUUUGAUAAAGAUUUAAGUGAAAAAUUAAAAAAAGAAAUAGGUGAAGACGGGAAAGAAAAAGUAAUUGAGGAAAAUGGAAUAACUGAAAAACAUGAUGAAGGAAUUAAAGACAUAAAAGUAAAAGAAGUAAAAGAAAUUCUAAAGAAGGAAGAGCCUAAUGAUAUGGAGAAAGAAAAAAAUGAAAGCAAAAAUGUUGAAGAAGUAAACAAGCAAAACCAAAAUUUAGAAAACAAAACAAAUCAAACAAUUCCCCAAUCACCAAUUCAAAAAAGUGGAAAAGAAACCCUUGAAAAUGAUCAAGAAAUCGUUUCUCAUAUUGAAAAUUUAAAUAAAAAAAUGAAAGAAAAUAUUGAAGAAUUGUCAGAGUUAAUGAAGGGUAAACCAAAAAAUGAAGAAUUAAACAAGUAUUUAGGGCAAUUUGAAAUGAUACAGGGAGAUUUACAAGAAGAUGAAGAGGAGGAAGAAGAUAUUGAGGAAGAAAAUGAAGUUGGGGAAAUAAAGGAAGAAAGCACAAAUGAAGAUAAAAAUGGAAAGGUGGAUGAAAAAGAAGAUUUGGAUAAAAAUAAAUUAAAUGAUUCGAAACAAUUGGAAGUUUUGAAAGAAAAGGAAGAAGAAUUUGAAAAGAAAAAGUUGGAAAAAGAAAAUGAAAAAACAUUAAAACAAUAUCAAACAGAAAAUACAAAAAAUAAUCAAAUUGAAACACCAAUAGAAAAACAGGUGGAUAAUGAACAGAAAAUUAUUGAGAAGGAAAUUAAAGCUGAAAAACCAAAAGAUGAAAAUAAAGAAGGUUUAGAAGAAGUUACAAAACCAGAAGAUGAGAAAAUAAAUGAAACAAAAGAAGAAUUAAAGGAGAUAAAUGAAAAAGAAAAAUUAGAGAAUAAAAAGGGUAAAGAAGAAUUUGAAAAAAUAGAUUUAAAACAAAAUCAAACAGAAAAUUCUGAAAAUUCAAAAUUUGAAGAAAUUAAGAAAAGACUUGAAGAAAUUGAAAAAGAAAAGAAGGAAUUAGAAGAACAAAUUGAAAAAAUGAAGGAAAAGGAAGGAAAUAAAAAAGAAGGAAAAAUUGAAGAGAAAGAAGAAGAAAAUAAGGGAGAGAAAGAACAAGUAAAUGAUGAUAAAAUAAAUAAAAGUCCUCAAAAAAUUAACAAUUCUAUUCCAAAUUCACAAGAAAGGGAUAAAUUAUGGAGAAAAAUUUGGAAAUCAUUGCGUAAACAACAAAAGAAAAAAUUGGUUUGGAAAGCACUAGAAAAUCGUAAAAAGCAAGGAAAUGUUGGGGGUAAUAAAACAGAAAAUUCUGGAAAUCCAAAAUUAGAAAAUCCAAAAAAAGAUGUUGAAAAAGACAAUAAAGAAUUGGAAAAAGAAAAUAUUAAAUUAAAAGAAGAUGAGAAAAUAAUCAAAAAAGAAGAAAAUAAAAAUGAAAAAAACAAAGAAAAUCCAAAAAUAUUAAAAGAAGAAAAGAAGGAAAAAAAGGAAGUUUUGAAACAAAAAUUGAAUGAGGAUGUAAAGAUUAUUGAAGAGAAGAAGAAUGAUAAAGAAGGAAAAUUAUUAUUAAAUGACAAUAAUAUAGGAAAAGAUAAUCUUACGAUGAAGGAAAAAGAUAAACAGGAAAAUGAUAAAAUUAAAAUGGCAAAUAAAGAAGUAAAAACAAAGGAAACAAAAAAAGAAGAAACAAAACAAAAAGAAGCUGCAAAUGAUGUGAAAAAAGAAAAAUUGAAAGAAGAUGAUAAAAAUACAAAAACAGAAAAAGCAAUUACUGACAAAAAAGAAUUAAAUAAUGAAAGCAAAACAAAAAAGGAAGAAUUAAAUGGAAAAGAAAAUGGAAAAGAAAAAAAUAAUUUGAAAGAAAAAUUGGUAAAUAAAGGUAAAAAGGAAGAAAAAGAAGCAACAAAAGAUGGCCAAAAAUUAUUAGAUAAAACAGUGAAGACAACAACAAAAGUUUUGGAUAAAGAAGUUGAAAAGAAGAAAAUUGAAGAACAAAAACUAAUGAAGAAAGAAGAAGAAAAGAAGGGUAAAAAGAAAAAAAUAACCACCAACACCAACAACAACAACAAAUUACCAAAACAAAACAAGAAAGGAAAGAAACAAACAAAACAUAGCAGUAGUGAUGAAGAUGACGAUGAUUCUGAAGAACAUAUUCCUUAUAAACAAGCAUUAGCUGAUUUUUGA